AUGCCUAUCAAGUCAGUCCUUAGCAGCGCCCUCAUUGGGCUGCUUGCUACAGCACCUCUCACAUCCGCGCACUCAUGGAUCGAACAAUUGAUGGUCAUUGCUCCCAAUGGGACUCUGGUAGGACAACCCGGGUUUGCCCGUGGAAAUGUCUUGCGCGGAACACCUGGAUUCAGUGAUCCCACCAUGGUCAAUCUCAUUCCACCCGAUGGGCGUCCAAUCAACCAAAUUGAAUCUUCCGACCUCAUGUGCAAAUCCACUCAAACUUCGCAAACCCAGACCGACGGUUCUCCGAGGCUGCAGGCAGCUGCUGGAGCAGGUGUUGCCCUGCGCUUCCAAGAAAACGGCCAUGUCACUUUGCCAGACAACCAACCCGGCAAGCCACCCAAUCGAGGCACAGUCUAUGUCUACGGAACCACUCAACCCAGUCCCGACGACUCUUUCCUCGCCAUUCACCGUGUUUGGACGGCUGAUGGCUCGGGCGGUGAUGGUCGCGGUCGACUCUUGUCCACUCGCAACUUCGACGAUGGCCAGUGCUAUCAAGUGAACGGUGGUCAGAUCUCUCAACAACGCCAACAGCAGUUCUCGCAUCCAGCCGAUACUUUGAUGGGUUCGGAUCUCUGGUGCCAACAGGAUAUCCAGAUUCCAGAUGAUGCACCUUCGGGUCAGCCUUACACCCUUUAUUGGGUUUGGGACUGGCCUACCUUGCCUGGCACUGCAGGUUUCCCUGAUGGCAAGCAAGAGAUCUACACCACAUGUAUGGAUGUUGAUAUCGUCGACAAUUCCGGAGAGGAUACAGUGUCCGAGGCACAAGUUGACUACGCACAAGGUCAACCUCUUGACAAUGCUGCUGUUUCUGCUCAAAUGACCGAUCUCGCCAAUCCUACAGCUGUCACAGGUCAGACCAUCCCUUUCACCAAUUCUCCCACCACUUUUCUUACGCAAACCGUAUCGCCGACGCCUACAACUCCCGUACUGACGUCUUCUUACACAGGUUCCACCAUUGCCUUCUCUGCCUCAGCCACAGGCCCUGUCUCUGGUGGUGCAAGCGAGGCUAGUGUUUCCGCUGCCACAGCAUCUGAGACUGGUGUACCUGCCUUCCUGAGCGUCCACGUGGGUUCAACAGCCGGACCAGGCAUCGAGACCCAAACCUUCACUGUCUCUCCUAUCGGCGUAUUCACUACCACCACUUCUGAUGGCACCCAGGCGCAACAAACUGGCGGGUCAGGUGGUGGACGUGGCGGUGACAACAUCAACAAUCAACCCCAAGUGACCGCAGCUCCAAAUGUUGCCGGUAACGUUGUCGUGGCGACUUUCACCGAGUACGAAUCUGUUACCGAAACCGUCUUUCAGACAGUGUAUCAGACGCAGUACACCAAGCGAAAUGCAGGUGAGUCCUUCUAUCCGACUGGCCGCGGGCCUGUGGACGACGAUUAUGUUUCCCCCUCCACCUCUGAAUUCCCUCCUAUCCGCACUCCUCCUUACCCUUCCCACUGCUUCUGGUGCCCAAGUGGCUCGGCAGCUCCGAGGUUCACUGAUCCUAGUGGCCCACCGCCCUGGCUCAGUGGCGCUUGGACUUCUAGGACGUGGAGGCCGUAUCCUCGUCCUACAGGCUGGGUUGGACACAGAAACAGCAGCACCGAGCAUGGUGGCAGACACGGCUCUUAUGACGAUGGCUUCAGCAAUUCCACAACAACUACGACAGCUGAAAGCACGAUCACGGUCGCAAGCACAGUGACUUUGACGACAUACCUGCCAUGUGCCUCUGCCUCUGCCUCUGCUGCUGGUGUUGCCGACGGUGUUGUGAGCUCCUCAACCAUUCCGGCAGCGCCAAUGUCCAGCUACAGCCCCCAGGCCUUCCCUCCUCUUCCCCUUUCUGCUUCCACAGACACAGCCGGCACCUCUGCCGUGUCUGCUCAACCCAUUGCCGUUAUCCCUAUCUCCUUCUCCUCCACGCCCACAGACACAGUCACCGUCACAAUCUUUCCAUCCAGCCCAUCCUCUAUCUCUGCCUCUUACCCCACUUCAUCGCUACCCUCAACAAAUACUCAAGGAGACCAAUCACUAACGUUCACUGUUUCGCCCAUUCCAGAUCCCGCGCCGACCCCGACAGUUUCAACAGAACACUCGGUCUUUCGACUCCGGGCCCGGAACCCAUUCGUCAUGCUAGGCUGGUCCUCCCCGCAAAAGGCAGAGGUGACCCAGAGUCCUUCCUCUUCCUCCUCAUGA
Messenger RNA from Fonsecaea multimorphosa CBS 102226, 2226 nucleotides. RefSeq lists its product as uncharacterized. The record is from RefSeq and is a predicted model, not a curated record. Bases 1 to 2226 code for a protein of 741 amino acids. The transcript is spliced from 2 exons. NCBI's taxonomy places the organism in Eukaryota, Fungi, Ascomycota, Eurotiomycetes, Chaetothyriales, Herpotrichiellaceae.